AUGUCCGGUCUCGAGAAAGCGCUCUUCAACUUGAAGUUCACCGCGAAACAACUCAACAGACAAGCAGCCAAAGCUAGCAAAGACGAGAAGACAGAGAAGGACAAGCUGAAGAAGGCAAUCCAACAGGGCCACAAUGACAUCGCAAAGAUCUACGCACAGAACGCAAUCCGCAAACAGAACGAGCGCCUGAAUCUACUGAGACUGGGAAGCCGUAUCGAUGCGGUUGCUAGUCGGGUGCAGACAGCUGUGACGAUGAGGCAGGUUACGGGUAGUAUGACGAAUGUAGUGAAAGGAAUGGACCAGGCUAUGAAAGCUAUGGACUUGGAGAAGAUAUCUGCCGUAAUGGACCGCUUCGAAACGCAAUUCGAAGACCUCGACGUCGCAACCGGCUACUACGAGAACGCCACCACAUCCGCAACCGCAGUUGGCACGCCGCAAGAAGACGUCGACAGGCUGAUGAACCAGGUUGCGGAUGAGGCGGGCGUAGAACUACAUCAGGAAAUGGAAGGUGCGAAGGCGGUGGCUGCUGCGCCGGUGAAGAGUGGUCCGAUGGAGGUGGAGGAGGAUGGCUUGGGAGAGAGAUUGAGAGCUUUGAGAUCGUAG
Molecule: messenger RNA, 603 nt
Organism: Cadophora gregata
Lineage: Eukaryota; Fungi; Ascomycota; Leotiomycetes; Helotiales; Ploettnerulaceae
Gene: DID2
Product: Vacuolar-sorting protein SNF7
Exons: 4
Coding region: 1-603 (200 amino acids)
Biological process (GO): late endosome to vacuole transport; protein transport; endosome transport via multivesicular body sorting pathway
Cellular component (GO): multivesicular body; ESCRT III complex
Source: RefSeq, a predicted model, not a curated record